Molecule: messenger RNA, 978 nt
Organism: Peronospora matthiolae
Lineage: Eukaryota; Oomycota; Peronosporomycetes; Peronosporales; Peronosporaceae
Source: the annotation of a GenBank genome assembly
AUGCGAGUGUACACGCUCGACAGUGUUACCAUCGCUGCCAUUAUGGCGUGCGUCAACACUUCAACAGUUAUGUCCACGGCUGUCGCCAACUCACCUUUGGCUUCGCCUGACACUGCCCACGACCCCGUUCACGCUGCUAGGGUGUUAAGGUCUACCAGACUUGCGGACGAUGAACAAAGAUCGGGGGCGGGGCCUAUGCCGGUGAUUUUAUCCGUGGAAGAUAGCGCUCCUCAAUUAAGCAAGCAGCUCAUUUCCACGAUUUCUUCACACUUGAUCAGGGAUGGUCCGAAGCAUCAGUGGGGCGAAAUGCCUGUUUCUCACGCGGUUCGUUCAAAGUCUGCAAUGCGGAUAUCUCCUGGUGUGGCUUUGGAAAAGUCUACAGUUCAAGACUUGAUACAUCCCAAUCAAGUCCUUGAGGUGGCGGAUAGUGCAGGGAAACUUGUACGUUUUGGUAAGAAAACUCGCGAUAUCAAGAUGGGUAAAAAGGGGCUACGUUACCUGUCGGAGCAUUGGGCGACGAAGCAACUAAGCGUAAAUGAUGUUGUAGCGGAUCUUAAACUGACCAACGCAGAACUCAACUUUAAUCGGAUCAAGGCGCUCGAGGACUUUGUCGAGUACAUUUUCGGGGUUGAAAAGCGCGAUACAGAGCUGGUGCAGGCGCUGAAGGCAACAUACGGCGAAAGCCAAUUGUCCUUCCUUCUGACCCGCAGUUUGGUGAGAAAACGAAACGAGGACUAUGCACUAAAACUGCUGGCCGGGGUGAUGACUACCUGGAUGAAUCGUGGAUUUACCGUAGAGAAAGUGGCCGGCAUGCUGCACGACACGAAAGAAAUUCACUUUUCUUUGGUGGCCCAGAAGCUGGCAACCCAUCCCAUAUUGGCGUCCACAGAGCAAGAUACUGAUUUGCAAACACUGAAGCUGUACAACGGGGUGUGCAGCCAUUUGCGACCCAGAUUGGCGAUCAAGGAAAUCAUUUGA